ACAAAACCAAGAUGUGCUCACACGCGACUGGUUAAAAUCGAAUUCGUAUUCGUAUACCUCAACAAUAAUUGAAACAUUUAAAAUCUUACAGUUCUGAAAGCUCUUAAACUUCAUCUUUUUGAACAGUUAGUACAUGGGUUAAGAAAGCUGUAAUGGAAUAGAAUGCUCUUAAAUAAGUUGCACAGAAAUGAUCAAGACUGUAAAAUUGGAGCACAUCUGCUCAAUUCAUUAUGUUUGUACUGACGGCACUCUUGAAGAAUGCACUCGUUGUUCUUGCAGUUGCAUCAAUGGAGGACUGGUUCGAUUAUUAUUCCAAACCAUAAAAAUUCUAACUUGAGGUAUAACAAAAAAAUAUAAACUAAUUAGAAUUGUGUAACUUGCCAAACACGCAAAGUGCACACGCUUUUCCUCCGACAGGUUGCGCACAAGUAUUUAAGGAAGAAGCUGCAGAGCCUGGUUUUCAGCUGUAAAAAUUUAUAGAGACAAUGAUGUACGGCAUGUCAGACAAAUAAAGGAAGCAUUUUGGAAAUUCUAGCCAAGAACUAAACCAGGCAUCGGAUAUAUAUUCAGUUAAGGAUAAUUGAUAAGAGCAUAAGAGGAAGGAAAAAAUUGAUCUGAAGAAGCGAAAAGCUUGGAUUUGAUGAAGGGCGGAGGUUCGAGCUUUGGGCAGCAAGGGUCUGGAGGAGCAAUUAACAGUCAUCAUGGUAGUUGUGGAUCGGCCUUCUCUGGCGAGGGCUCAGGUGGCUCACUCGAGCAGCAUGAAAACAGGGCUCAACAUCAUCCCUGGAUUGCUGGCUACGAAAACCCUCCGGUCAUCGUCUACCACCACCAUGAAAGCUCUAGACGGUCGUCUCGGAAAUCCAUCUGCUUGGGCUGGAGCUUCACAGCUUCAAUCGGUGCGCUAAUAGGAUCAUUGUGGAUGCUGUUUGGUUUAUAUGGUUCUGAACAUUUGGAAAUGGGCCUCAACUAUUCUCGGAUUGUAAGAGCCAAUAAGUUGUUUGUGCAAAGCAUCUCUGUAAAAAAUCGUGAACUAGCUCCAGGCCCUAGAUUAUAUGGGUUCCAUAGUCCACCUAAUCUUGAUGAUGAGAAGGAGUGGUCUGUUGACCAUGACGUUACCAUCCCAGGAUUUUACCACAAGGAAUGGGCUUUCUGGCUCAACAGGAAAUCAAAAAUGAAGUUGGAAUACAAAGUAGCAUCACCUUCCAAUUUGUUCCUUGUAAUUGCUCAAGGUAAAAACAAUUACAAUGAGUGGAUCCAGGAUACAGGCAAUCCAGAUUGGUGUCUCUUAUGGAAACCUGUGCAUGGACACGGCCAUAUUACUUUUGAAGCAACCAAGGACGAUGAAUAUUAUAUUGGCAUAGCAAAUCUUUACCAAACGAGCAUAGAAUUAGAGCUCAAUAUGGAAAUAAGAGCCAAAGUUUAUGAAACAGAAGAGGCUGAUUUCUGGUGCCCCUUGGAUGUAAGAUCAUGUACGAUUGCCUUGCCACUGAAGGGAUCUGAAGUUGGAGUUAUAACAACACCAGAUGAGUCACAGGAAGGUGUUGAUUUGUGGCAUGUGACUGUCUCGUACGAUACUCGUUGGUCAACAUACAUUGCCAUAUAUGGUGUGUUGGGUUUGCUACUGUUGUCAAAUUGUUGUUGUCGAUUAAGGUCCAAAAGAAGAAGAGAUUUUUAUCAGGAAGUUGCUCCUUUAAAUUCAGAAACAGCUGCCACUUGCUUUCGAACCAAUCCAACGAUUGGCAGCUUAUGCCCACACAAUGAAAUGCAGACAAAUUCUACAGAAGCUGACAUGACAGCACUAGAAAUAUCUGAUGAAAAUCUGUGUACCAUCUGUUUUGAGGAUCGGAAGAACUGUUUUUUCCAGCCAUGUGGUCAUUGUGCAACAUGCUACAAUUGUGGUCUGAGGGUAAAGGAGGCUUCUGCGGCAUGCCCAAUCUGUAGACAGCCUAUUCAAGAUGUACGGAAAAUAUACAUUACUUGAUCAUUCAAGGAUCUGCAUCACUUUCCAGUUUAUUGUGAUUCUAAAUAUUAUCAUGUGGUCAAAUACUGUUUCAAAUUUGAUGCACAUGUACACAAAUUAAUAAUAAUUGGAAUUAAAAGAAAAUGUUUUAUAACAGAUGUCAAUACCAUCUGAGGAUCUUUUCUAAGAUAUUUUAUUGUCAUUGAGUAAAGCUAUAAUACUAGUAUGAAGUCAUCGACUACUAAAUUUUGUGCAUUACCAGGAAAUUCUCAAGAUAAAGGAACAUCAUAUAGCAGAUUGUAUUUUAUUUAAUAAAUGAAAAUCUGUCAUCUAUUACCAAACCA
Molecule: messenger RNA, 2304 nt
Organism: Cryptomeria japonica (Japanese cedar)
Lineage: Eukaryota; Viridiplantae; Streptophyta; Pinopsida; Cupressales; Cupressaceae
Product: E3 ubiquitin-protein ligase APD2
Exons: 10
Coding region: 641-1981 (446 amino acids)
Source: RefSeq, a predicted model, not a curated record